This is a messenger RNA of Ramularia collo-cygni, 2976 nucleotides long. RefSeq lists its product as uncharacterized. Gene Ontology annotation, molecular function: ubiquitin binding. The coding region runs from base 1 to 2976 and encodes 991 amino acids. The transcript has 3 exons. Gene Ontology annotation, cellular component: nucleus; cytoplasm. The record is from RefSeq and is a predicted model, not a curated record. Lineage: Eukaryota; Fungi; Ascomycota; Dothideomycetes; Mycosphaerellales; Mycosphaerellaceae.
AUGUCGGACGCCGACAUUAGAUCGCCGCCCUCGCGGGGCCGAAGCUCCGCUCGCGGUGGCAGAGGUGGUAUUGGCMGUGGUGCUCCCCGCGGCGGCAGGAAGAUCAAUGGCACAGGCACAGCGGGCGACGCGGCAGCACUGGAAGCAGAGUCGCUCGAUGACCAGGGCGAGCUUGGUGCGAUGAAGAAGAAGCACGCUGCGCAAUUGAACAUGCUCAAGGAUAUGUUCCCUGACUGGACUGACAUGGACCUCGUGUUUGCGCUGGAAGAGUCCGACGGGGAUAUCUCCGCAGCCGUCGAGAAGAUUACCCAGGGCUCCGUCUCGCAAUUUGCCGAAGUCAAAAAGAGCAAGGACCGCGCACGCUCCAAGGUGAAGGACGAGUCUGCCACGGCGGGUGCGGCUGCUCAAACAGCAUUUGGUGCUCGCGGUGCACGUGGCCGAGGCGGACUUGAUGGUGGACGAGGAGGUCGCGGACGAGGAGGUGUGGACCGUGGUAGAGGCGGGCAGCGUGGGCGUGGCGGUCAUGCAGCCAACACCACCACCACGACAAACGGCACACCCUCUGCCGAUGCAGGCGCAGCCUCAGUGCCAACUACCGAAUCUUCGGCCUGGGAUACGACUACUGCUGCCGCGUCGAGCGCGUGGGACACUAGUGCGCCCACGGAGGCUGCUCAAGGUGGUUGGGACAAUGCUACCCCAGAGGUGCCUCAGGAUGCCACGGCCGCUGCUCAGAGUGCAUGGGGAGACACAGCCACAACUGAGACAACAUCUGCUAGUGCUGCAUCUACUGUCAUACCAGAAGGCGGCGCGAAGAAGAGCUGGGCCAGCAUGUUCUCUCAGCCUAAGCCAGUGCCUGCUGUUCCUAGACAAAUUCUCACCAAGCAGCCUGCGCCUCCUGAGCCAGCGCAGGAGGCUGAGGUUGCGCCAACCGUCGAAGAAGCUGUUCAGACGGAGCCGGAGGUUGAAGCUGCACCUGCGCAAGAGCCCGAGGUCGCUGUCGCUGUGGAGCGCCCGGUCACUGCAGAGGGCGAUCUUACACUCACACCUUCKCAGGAUCCUUUGACAGAGGCCAACGUUGAGCAUCUACCCGACGAGUCUAAACCCCCCGCCACGCAGACUGUCGCCAGUACUGCAGGCUCCAUGGACCCUCGCAACAUCACUCCGCUGCCGACUCACCAAGCUCCCAUCGGCCGGCCCGGCUUGGGAGGUUACGCCACCAGCGCGAAUCGUCUUGCCGGUCCCCRGGGCCGAAGUGCGAGCUUCCAGCGACGUGUACUCGAGCAGCAAGAGGCAGUCGUCAUGCCAGGUCACAAUGCAGUGGAUCGGGCUGCUGUGCAAUUUGGCAGCAUGGGUCUCAAUGGCGAGUCGGGUCCUGAUGUUGACGAGGAACGCGAAGAGCCCGAGACCCGGCACGCCCCAGCGCAUUCACCACCCUCGCAGCCACGGACUUCGCUCCCUCCGGCGCCCAGGCAGACUGUUGCUGCGCAGGAGGCCGCCCUCCCCGAGGCACUCUCCACACCCAAGCAGGCGCCAGGCCUUCCACCAGCAUCUGUACAGAACCAGCAGCAAAUCCAGGAUCCAUCUUUGGCACAGAGUGCGCCACAAGAGCAGCAGAUGAGCCAGGGGUACAACCAAUACGCCCGCUACGGCCAGCCACAAAUGCAAGGAAUGCAGCAGAUGCAACAAGAUGCAUCCCAGCAGCAAAAGCCUCAUCACUACGAUGCUUUCGGCCACCAAACGCAACCGAGUUACGACCAAUAUGCCGGUCACGGACACCAGCCGCAGCAACAGUCGCAGUCCAACUUUGGCGGUCACUCAUCAGCGCCGAAUGACUAUUCGCAGUACUACACCACCCAGGACCAGCAGGCGCGGUAUAACAACUACUACGGCAGCGCAUAUGGGCAGCAGCUCGAUGCGAGAGGACAAGGACCCACUCACCAAGGACAGCACGGCCAACAUGACCCGACAAUCGGACAGCAGCGUUCCGCGAGCGGCYUUGGCGCGGGCCAAAACGACCUCAUGCACACCACUUCGCAAAGCCAGCAGGGACAGCAACGCUACGAAGCCCCCGGCUCGGGCAGCAAUACGCCCAACCCUCUUAUGGGCGGCCAGCAGCAAUCCGCACAAAAUCCGCAGCAGACUCAACAGUCAAUGCAUCAGGCGCAGAGUCAUUUGCAGCAGCAGCACAGUGGUUAUCCACCAGGUGCCAGCGCGGCCUUUCCGUAUGGCCACCCGUCGUACAACAGCCCAUACCAGCAGGCCUAUGCUAAUCAAUUUGGCCUCAGCCAUCAGCUCGGUGGUUACGGUGGCAGUGUCGGCGGUUACCCCGCGCAGAAGCAGGGCGGCGGCGCCAUGUACGGCGCACCACAGGGCUACGCACAGUCUUACGAACAACACUCCUCCUCCCCCGCCAACGCCGGUGCUUUCGCCCAGAAUCAGCACGCCUCGAUGCGCAGCGCGAGCGGAAUGGGCUCCGGCCUCGGCGGUCUCGACGACUAUGGUCGCCAAUCGGCACAGCCAACUUCUCACCAACAGCAGGGCGGCUAUGGCGGCAUGAACGACCCCUUUGCUCGUGCAGCAUCCGGCUUCGGCGCACCCGGCGUCUAUGGUCAACAGAGCAUGGGCUCGACACAAGACGACGCUUUGAAGCCAKACGGCGACGCAAAGGGCGGUCCAUCGCCGGCACUUGGCCAGCCAGGACGCCCAGGAUCGGCUGCCAACAGUGCAGCAGGUACGGCACAAUCCGGUCUACCACCACCACAGAGCCAGCACUCUGCUUUUGGCAGUGGGUACCCAGGUUUUCCCGGCCAGAAUAGCCAGUAUGGUGGGUUGGGAGGUCUUGGAAGCCACCAGCAGCAGGGCCAGGGCGGCAUGGGUGGUCAGGGUGGAUAUGGCGGCUAUGGCGGCAACAACUUCAACCAGACGUAUGGCUCGUACGGACGUGGGGGCUGGGGACAGCAGUACAGCCAGCACUAG